This is a messenger RNA of Labrus bergylta (ballan wrasse), 2338 nucleotides long. RefSeq names its product S100 calcium binding protein, beta (neural) (gene s100b). Gene Ontology annotation, cellular component: cytoplasm; nucleus. Gene Ontology annotation, biological process: positive regulation of canonical NF-kappaB signal transduction; positive regulation of cell population proliferation. The record is from RefSeq and is a predicted model, not a curated record. NCBI's taxonomy places the organism in Eukaryota, Metazoa, Chordata, Actinopteri, Labriformes, Labridae. Gene Ontology annotation, molecular function: calcium-dependent protein binding; S100 protein binding; RAGE receptor binding.
ACCACCCUCCACCCUGCACCCUGCUGCAGUAUAAAUCCUGCUGCUGUCCAUCCUCUGCCUCCACUCUCUGCUCUCACACCUCCUGACUGACCUCACACCAAGAAAAGGUGAAAAGUUUGAGACGACGAUGACCGACCUGGAGACCUCGAUGGCGACCAUCAUUUCGGUGUUUCAGAAGUAUUCGGGGAGAGAAGGAGACAAACACAAACUGAAGAAGAGCGAGCUGAAGGAUCUGCUCCAUGACGAGCUGCCCGAGCUGAUGGCGCAUGUGAAAGACCAGAGCACCCUCGACAGCCUGAUGGAGAGCCUGGACACGGACGGAGACGCCGAGUGCGACUUCCAGGAGUUCAUGACAUUCAUCUCCGUGGUUACCGUCUGUUGCCACGAGUUCUUCGAGCACGAGGACGAGUAAAGGAGGGGGACGGAGGGGGAGCUACAGUAAAUUAAGAUGAAGAAGAAGAAGAAGAAGAAGCUUAGCAACGCACAAGCUGACGAUGCCUUCAGAGGAGUGUAGCAGCGUGGGAAAAUACAACUCCAGCCUGUAGCCAAAAUGUUAGCAGUGGCUGGAAAAGAGUUCAGUGUUAGAAACUUCAGCUCAGAGUCAAUCUACUUUUAAGAAUCUUCUCUUUCUGUUUGAUUUUAUAGAUGGUUUGUUAAGUCUUCCAAAUGGCUUUGAGAUUCUGUAGUGGCAAAAAUAUCCUGUUGGUCAGCACUGGAUACGAUUUAGAGAUUCUAUUUUAUGUGUUUAUAUAGUAUAUAAUAGUUUAGAUGUGGCUCAGAGGUAGUUCAUUAAAAACAUUAAAUUGGCUGAUAAAAGUUUCUUAUGGGCUAAUGAGUUUAGGCUGAUCCCAAAGCCCCUUCAGAAGCCGAGCAGCUACCAAUAAUAUCCUCUUUGGCAGUCAUCGAACCUCUUAUUAGCGCCCGUCUUUGAAAAGCUGUGUUGACUAUUAAAUAUGUAAAGUGAUUUGUAGAUUGAUUAUCAAACACUGGAGAGGCUGGUACAUGUUUGUUUGAGCUAAUCCUUAACACUAAUUUUAAAGUCUCUGCAAGACUACUUGUUAUUAAGCUUGUUAUUAAAAUUCAAAUCAAAGUAAACUACUUAUCAGCACUGGGCUUGAAAAAUCUGGUUGGCUACCAAAAUGUAAAAGUGACUUGUAAAUAAUUAAAUUAACAACAAAUUCUGAACGGCUGGUAAAGGUUUCAAAAGUAGCUUGUGAGUUGAGCUUUACCUGUGAGCCAGUUUGGCCACAAAGAAAUCCACAAAACAAAAGGAACAGCUGAUGUUUCUGUACUUUUUUAAUUGCCUCGUUAGCAGAAUCAACGUUUGUCAGUUAAUCUGUUUGGAUAAUUUGUAAAGUGUGCACUGGAUUGAUGUUUCGGCUCGACCUGGUGUGACUACAAAGAGAAUAAGCAAAAUCAGCUUGUUCGUCAAAAGUCGUCAAAAUGACAUUCUGUCUUCUCUGCACGUUAUAAACAUUAAGAGACUCUUAUUUUUAACUCUUGUUUAGAAAACUUUGGCUCGUAUACUUUAAGUGCGGCAAGUUACGUAAUCACCGGUAACAAUGUUCUUUGUAAAAUUUAGAAUUGAAAAUUUAAGGAGGCCAGUGAAUCAAGAGAAGCUAACAUAUUUAUCAACCUCAGUGGCCUUUUAGGUAGUUAACCAACUACUCAGUUUAAACAUGUUUUCACCUACCAGAUACUGAAUGUCACCUGUAAGUUGGCUGCUUUUGAUUGGCUGUUUAAAAUCUCCUGUUGGCUUGUGAGUUUUGGCAAUUCAAGAUGAAACACUCGGGUUUAAAGUUGAGAAGAAAUCUUCUUUCAUUAAAAAUUCUGACGGCUAACUUCAAAGUCUAAUAAGACAUUUCUUUGGCGAGUACAAUUGAGAGUUUUUCUUUCUCUGCAGCUGCUAGUUUUGUAGAACAAUCCUGACGUUGAGAAAUAUUAUAAAAUUAAAACAUGACUGGUAGAUGUUGUGAGAGCUUUGUGGGUUUUUUUUCUCAGACAUGUUGCAUUUAUUUUAAGUGACUAAUAAAGAGUUUAGAUUCUGUGACAGCUUGUUUCCUGUUUCUGUCAAUAACACUUUUAAGAGUCUAGCUAGCUGCUAAAGUAAUCAUGAAGUUUUACGACUUUGUAGACAUCGUUACAAAGAGCCGAGUUUAGUCGGACAAACAAUUCAAAGUAGACUAAUGCCAGAAUUAAAAAUCUACUUUCUCCUCUUGAUGAAAACAAAUGUAAAUGGUUUAAAAAUGUUGGAACAGAAAAGUGUCUUUUGAAAUGUUGAUGAUGGUUUGUUUGGAUGUUGCUGAUAUGAAAUUAAAUAAAUGAUGAAUAUAUUUAA